AUUAAUUUUCAAUUUCAAUCAAUCUCCAUAACUUUAAAGAAAGCUUGAGAGUUUGAUAACAAAGAGAUCAAUCUGGCUACGGUGAUUCAUUCAUUUAAACAAAUACAGAAAGAAAAUCACGCAGUUUCUUUAGGUGAAGAACGAACAUUUAAGCCAAUAUGGCUGGUGGAUCAUUUACAGGGUCUACAAGUGAUGUCGAGUUUGAGGCUAAGAUCACAUUUGCUGUCAUAAUCUCUUGCAUUAUGGCAGCCACUGGUGGUCUUAUGUUUGGUUAUGAUAUUGGUAUUUCAGGGGGUGUGACAUCAAUGCCUAGUUUCUUGCAUGAGUUUUUCCCAGAUAUAUACAAAAGGACACAAGAAGAACAUGUGGUUGAAAGCAACUAUUGCAAGUAUGACAAUCAAAAGCUUCAAUUGUUCACAUCCUCUCUUUACCUUGCUGCCUUGGUAGCUUCCAUGGUUGCAUCCCCUGUAACCAGAAAACUUGGACGCAAACAAACUAUGUUGUUUGCUGGACUUGUUUUCAUUGUUGGCACUGCCUUAAGUGCCUUAGCGCGCACCCUCGCCCUCCUCAUUUGUGGAAGAAUCUUACUUGGUUGUGGUGUUGGUUUCGCCAAUCAGGCUGUGCCAGUGUUUCUAUCUGAGAUUGCACCAACCAGAAUUCGUGGAGCACUUAACAUUAUGUUCCAGCUGAACAUUACCAUAGGAAUUUUCAUAGCAAAUCUUGUUAACUGGUUUACAUCAAAAAUGGAAGGUGGAUAUGGGUGGAGAGUAUCAUUGGCUGGAGCAAUCAUUCCAGCUGUUUUGCUUACAGUGGGAUCUCUCAUAGUGGAUGAUACUCCCAACAGUCUCAUUGAAAGAGGUUUUGAGGAACAAGGAAAAGCUGUUCUAAGAAAGAUUCGCGGUGUCGAAAAUGUUGAGCCUGAAUUUCAAGAUAUUCUUAAAGCUAGUAAAGUCGCUGUUGAAGUCAAGAGUCCAUUCAGGGACCUUGCUAAGCCCCACAACCGUCCUCCAUUGAUCAUCGCCCUCUGCAUGCAGCUCUUCCAACAAUUCACCGGCAUCAAUGCAAUCAUGUUCUACGCGCCAGUGUUGUUCAACACAUUGGGUUUCAAGAGUGAUGCUUCACUAUACUCAUCAGUGAUCACAGGAGGUGUGAAUGUACUAUGCACCUUAGUGUCUGUCUAUUCAGUGGACAAAGUUGGAAGAAGAGUGUUACUAUUGGAAGCAUGUGUACAAAUGUUUGUGUCACAAGUUGUAAUUGGCAUAGUACUUGGAAUGAAACUACAAGAUCAUACAGAUGAUUUAAGCACAGGUUAUGCCAUGUUAGUUGUGGUUAUGGUAUGCACAUUUGUUGCAUCUUUUGCUUGGUCAUGGGGUCCACUUGGUUGGUUAAUUCCUAGUGAGACAUUUCCAUUAGAGACAAGAUCAGCUGGACAAAGUGUGACAGUGUUCACAAACAUGUUGUUCACUUUUGUUAUCGCUCAAGCUUUCUUAUCCAUGUUGUGUUUAUUUAAGUUUGGAAUAUUCCUAUUUUUCUCAGCUUGGGUUUUUGUUAUGGGUAUUUUCACUGUGUUUUUGAUUCCAGAGACAAAGAAUGUACCUAUUGAAGACAUGGCUGAGAAAGUGUGGAAACAACAUUGGUUCUGGAAGAGAUAUAUGUAUUGAAAUACAUUAAAGGCCUCUUUAUAUGCAUGGAAGUGGAAGCAUGUUCUAAAAUUAUGUAAUGUUACUCAAAUAAACAUGUAUCAUAUUUUUUCAUAUUUUAUCCUCUUCCAUGUACAUCUUUAUUCUUUAUACUUUCUUGGUAUAUAGAAUUAUGAAAUAAAAUUUCUCUGUACGUUGAUAAUAUUUUUA
Molecule: messenger RNA, 1850 nt
Organism: Trifolium pratense (red clover)
Lineage: Eukaryota; Viridiplantae; Streptophyta; Magnoliopsida; Fabales; Fabaceae
Product: sugar transport protein 13-like
Exons: 4
Coding region: 159-1661 (500 amino acids)
Biological process (GO): monosaccharide transmembrane transport
Cellular component (GO): membrane
Molecular function (GO): monosaccharide transmembrane transporter activity
Source: RefSeq, a predicted model, not a curated record